AUGGUCGACUUCACGGUCAAAGAUGACUUCGAUAGCAACGCAUGGUAUCAAUUAACGGAGGAACGAGUAGACAACUACGGGUCCACGAGUUUCGGCUCCUCUCUCACCGUCGACACGACAAGUGGCUUCCUUUCCAUGCAGGCGGCGAACAAGAACUAUUUCCAGUUUCUUCCCGUCGACAACGUCAAGGGCCGCUACGCCAUCCGCAACUCCAUGACCGGCAUUCGUAAACAGCUCAGUGUCUGCUACGUGGAAGACGAAAUCGCCGAUGGCAAGACCCAGCCCUGCUUUGUCACCAGCAACGGAGCCGAUGAGCAGAAGUGGGAUGUCUCCGACUGGGGCAACAAGACGUAUUCGUUUCUUCGUUUUACGAACAAAUUAAAUGGGACAGACUACUAUCUUGAUUGUCACAAGGGAAACCCUCCUUUCAUGAGCAAUCAGAUCGAUACGAGUGUAUACCAACCAGCACAACGGUGGCUCUACCGCAGCCGCGAAGCAAUAAACGACGGCGGGUUCUCAACGACUUUCACUAAUCUCCCUACGUCUUCGACUUCAGGUCAAUCGGAAUCUAAAACAACAGAGUCCGGGUCAUCCGCGGCUUCAGCAUCUGCCACCACCACCAAUUCCGCCGCUACCACCUCCUCCGCCGCCACCUCAUCUCCCGACUCAUCCAACUCCGGCUCAUCCAGCUCGGGAAUAUCGUCAGGUGCCGCUGCGGGAAUCGGAAUCGGCGUUGCUCUUGGUAUUAUAGGCAUCGCCCUCGCCGCGUUCUUCUUCUGGUGGCGCCGCCGCAACCAGACUGCCACCGCAGGAUCGGCCACCGAGCUUCCCGCCCACGGCAUCCCUCCUGCAUCCGAUGGCACCUCAGAAUCCCACUACCACAAGCCGAUGCAUAGUGCCACUGCCUGGUCAAUGGCAGAGAGCCAGAAAGACCGCCAAUCGCCAUACGUGCCACAUUCCUCACCACCGCCCCAGUCAGCUAUAGCCGCAUCUGAGAUGUCAGGCGACAACACGCGGCAUGAAUUGGAAGGAGGGUACCAGAAUCCAUUUGGGAGGUGA
This is a messenger RNA of Clonostachys solani, 1059 nucleotides long. Lineage: Eukaryota; Fungi; Ascomycota; Sordariomycetes; Hypocreales; Bionectriaceae. The record is from the annotation of a GenBank genome assembly.